Molecule: messenger RNA, 318 nt
Organism: Rotaria sordida
Lineage: Eukaryota; Metazoa; Rotifera; Eurotatoria; Philodinida; Philodinidae
Source: the annotation of a GenBank genome assembly
AUGCCACGAGUUCGAGUGCCUCUUCCUCCACGACUCGGAGCCCCUAUUCCAUAUCCAGUUAAACAAUCUGGAGGAUCUGGUGGUAUUUUAGGCUUAUUGGGAGGUUUAGCUGGUCUACUUUUGUGUUUACUUUGCUUAGCAACAAUGGGCCUACUUGGUUUAUUUGCAGCAUUUAUUGCAGUAACUGCGUAUCUCGGUUGGAUUUAUCGAGCAUUAAGAGCUGCCGGUAAUGGUUCAUCUGUUAAUUACAUGAAUAUGGCCAUCUUGCUAGCUGCUUUGUGCUUUGCCGGUUAUCAUAAAUUGCGCCGAUCAUUAUAA